Messenger RNA from Brassica oleracea var. oleracea, 883 nucleotides. Its product is annotated as transmembrane protein 50A. The transcript has 4 exons. Gene Ontology annotation, biological process: late endosome to vacuole transport via multivesicular body sorting pathway; protein targeting to vacuole. The coding region runs from base 124 to 531 and encodes 135 amino acids. NCBI's taxonomy places the organism in Eukaryota, Viridiplantae, Streptophyta, Magnoliopsida, Brassicales, Brassicaceae. The record is from RefSeq and is a predicted model, not a curated record.
UGAACCAAAAAACAAAGUUUUCGGAAAAUUAAUAGGGGCGACCGUGAGUAUUCGUUGUAACAAAGAUUGUUAAAAUUUUCACUGCACGGGUGUUAGAUCCGAUCUGAAACCGAUCUUCUAGCGAUGGACUUAGCUGAACUUUGGGCGAUUUUCGGGCCGGGUUUCUCCGGCGCUGUUUUCGGCACCGGCUGGUGGUUUUGGGUCGAUGCCGUCGUGUGCAGCUCCAUCCAAGUUCCAUUCCUCCACUACCUUCCGGGCAUAUUCGCCUCUCUCGGAGCAUUGAUGUUCAAUUGCGUCAGAAAAGAAGAUAUCGAUUACUCUCCUUAUGACGAAGGCGAAUGGAGGUUGAAGCUAUGGCUUUUCAUAGCGUAUGUCGUGGCGUUUGUUUCCCUAGCUGCUUCUGUUGGUUUGCUGAUUCAAGAUUCGGUCGUCAAAACUGGGCCUUCCACCUGGACUGGUGUCGCCGGUAUCUUUCAAUGUGUAUUUGUAUUGAUAAGUGGGCUAAUGUAUUGGACAUCACACUCCGAGUAAGUAGACUCGCAGGCAAAUACUUACUCCAACGCAGAUACAUGUGGUGACAACUUAAGAAUGCCUCUCGUUUCUUCUUCUCUGUAAAUUCUUGUGUCUUGUCUGGUCAAGCUUUGUGUUGUGUGCUAGAUUCCUCCAUUGCAGUGGUGUGUGUUUGUUUUAAACUUUGUCGUUCCAAGCUUGGUUUAAGUCGUAGCUUCCUAUGCAGAGGAUGGAUAGAAAAAAAUCUUCAACUUUGUGUGAAAGUUAUUGAACGCCUUGUCGAGUGCUCCGUCUCUUAAUUGCAUUCGCGUGAAAGAUUGGCAACAUUUACCUUGUAUUUUGAUUAAAAUUGUCGCAACAGCUUCAGGCCAAA